AUGACCACAGCUACAACACCCCCAGAAAGCGGAGACAAAGCAAAAGAAACGACCUUCACCGUCAGCCAAGUCCGCUCUCUCCCCACCGGCGCAAUCCUCCACAUGGGCUUCUUCCCUUCCUCCUCACCAUUCACACCCCCAACCCACCUCCGCCAAGCCAUCAACAUCCCCCUCCGCACCCUGCACUCCCGCCUCCACACAGCCGGCCACGUAAUCGGCCUCGCCGUAAAUACGCUAAUCCAACGCGGCGACCUCCCCAACACAAUCGCAGACAGCAAAGCAAGCCACUAUCCCAAUGCCGCCUACGUAACUUUCACAGGCUCCAUCCCGUCCACCCUGGCACCUACCAUCCAAUCCACCGUCGACGAAAUGGUCGCGCAGGACCUCCCUGUCAGCAUCUUCUUCUGGGAUGAAGACAGGGCGAGGCGCGAGUGCUACGGUGUUGGCGAUGGGGCCGAGUUGAAAGGGGAUGAGAUGGGUGUUAGGGUUGUGGAGAUGGGGGGUAAGGGGAGCUAUCCGUGUGGGGGGACGCAUGUGGAGAGAUUGGGGGAGUUAGCUAGGGUGGUGGUGAAGGGGGUUAAGAGGAGUAAGGGGGUUAGUCGGAUUAGCUAUGAUGUUGCGGACGUGUGA
Molecule: messenger RNA, 630 nt
Organism: Pyrenophora tritici-repentis Pt-1C-BFP
Lineage: Eukaryota; Fungi; Ascomycota; Dothideomycetes; Pleosporales; Pleosporaceae
Source: RefSeq, a predicted model, not a curated record